AACAAGAUCUAAAAUGGCCAUGCACAUUGAAUUCUUCUUCCUGAAGCCAUAUUGUGAACUGGUUAUGAUAUGAAACUUGUCGAGAUAUUCACUUAGUCUAUUAUGCACAACUCUUUCUACUACCUUAGAGAGCGUUCGUAGAACGGCAAUUGGGCGAUAAUUAUUCAUGUUAUUUUUAUCUCAGGAUUUGUAAACUGGAGUGAUUCUGGCAAUUUUGGUCUGUUUUGGCACUACGCCAUGAAGUAGGGAUAAAUUAAGGGGCCGAAGUGGGUGUGGGUUUGCGUUGCAACCCAUAUAGAGGACACCUUUACACCAAUCUGGUGUUUUACAAUUGCAAUCAGUUGAGUGCAAUCAGGUGCUUCUUGUUUACCUCGACCCCUCAUUGGUUAAACUGCCUGUGCUGAAUCAGUUGUCACAAAGACCAGGACCCACUGCGGCUUUGAGGACCGGUUUGUCCAUCCCUGAUCUACAACAACAAAAAGAGAAUGCAUCAAAAUACAAACAGAGUGAUGCCAGUGCCUGAGGUGUUGUCUGAAACUGCCAGUGCUGCAAGCAUGUUGAGUCCUGUCCUCAAUGCCUCCAACGGAGAUGGACCAGAGUCGGAAACUACUUCCGCCAUUCUGGCCUCUGUCAAGGAGCAGGAGUUGCAGUUUGAACGUCUGACCAGAGAGCUGGAAGCAGAACGGCAGAUUGUUGCAAGUCAGCUGGAGAGAUGCAAGCUUGGCUCUGAAGCUGGAAGCAUGACGAGCAUCAGUUCAGCAGAGGAGAAAUUUCGCUGGAACAACCAAGAUGGACAGAAGGACAUUGAGGAGGAGUUGACAACAGGUCUAGAGUUAGUGGACUCGUGUAUCAGAUCACUUCAAGAAUCAGGCAUCUUGGAUUCACAGGAUACCGCCACUGGAGAUCGGCAAGGACUUCUGUCUCAUAGCGCUCUGCAACUCAACAACCAGGAUGCCUAUGCAGCUGCCGGUUACCAUAGCAAUCAAGCAAUGGCACUCGGCGAAGUGGUUACGGGUCGCAGUGGACAUCUUGGCGGGGCUGUUCACAGCUACAACCAGGUGACAUCCAGCCGGGCGGCUGCCCAAUUAAUGGGGACAGACUCCCCCUCCCAGUCCCACAGAGAUUCAUUUGCUCAACAGGCCAUUGGUAGCGCCUUCCACAUGCCCAGUGAGGGUGGACCUGCACCUACUGGGUCAUCCAUGUACUACUCCUGUGCAACCUUGCCUGCACAGCGUGUGAGCUCCCCUCUGCAGGUGGUGGGAUCACCUACCAAGUUGCAGCGCCUAGGUUCAGCAUCCUCCGACAUGCCCAGCUAUGCCACAUUACAGCGGGUAUCUUCGCCCAAACAAUCCCCAAGUCGUCUUGCCAAGUCCUACAGCACCUCAUCACCCAUCAACAUGGUGCCACCGGGUGCUGGUGGUCCCUCCUCUCCACUAUCCAUGGCAGCCCCAGGAGGAAACCACACAUCAUCGCCCAUCCAUCAAAUGAGCUCAGUAGUGGGCAGCUACGCCACCUUGUCCCCCACCAAACGCAUGCUGCAUCAUAUUGGAGGAGAAACCUACAAGAUUUCUCAUGAGCUGUACGCCAACGCAACCCUGAAAAGGCCUGGUAGCCUGGCAGGUAGAGGCUCCAGAGGUUCAUAUAGCAGCCAGCACAGUCACCUGGGCUCCGAGUUGCGACCACUGCAGUCUCCUGAGCAUCACAUCGAUCCCAUCUAUGAAGACAGAGUUUACACCAAACCCAACCUUAGAGGACAAGUGGUGAACCAGCUGUACCAAGAGGUCCUCAACUAUCUGCUCUGUCCCUACACUUUAGCCCCACCUUCCCCUGGUGUCGACCCAAUCCCCUUGCAGCGAACGGGAAGCCAGAGUGCUGCCUCCACGUUCCAAAGAGGCAGCUUCGCUACAGGAGGCGGACCUGACUACAGCAACCCAUACCGCACGUUGCAGUUCUGUCCAUCCACCGAGUCGCCUUACAGCAAGUCUGGCCCAGCCCUCCCUCCCGAAGCAGCACUUGGUCGAUCUCCAUCGGUGGACAGCAUCCAGAAAGACCCAAGGUACGACCCCGAAUUCCUUGUGUGGAAUCAAAAUCAAGCCGAGCAAAGAAUGACAAAGGAGUUUGGUUGGAGAGAUCCAGAGCUGCCUGAGGUCAUCCAAAUGUUACAGCAUCAGUUCCCAUCAGUCCAGUCGAACGCUGCCGCUUACCUCCAACACCUCUGCUUUGGAGACAACAAGAUCAAGUGUGAGAUCAGGAGACAGGGUGGUAUUCAGCUUCUGGUGGACUUGCUGGACCACCGCAUGACUGAUGUGCACCGCAGCGCCUGUGGAGCUUUGCGGAACCUUGUGUACGGAAAGGCCAAUGAUGACAACAAGAUUGCACUGAAAAACUGUGGAGGAAUACCAGCUCUAGUCCGACUUCUCCGGAAAACCACAGAUGUAGAGAUCCGAGAACUCCUCACAGGUGUCUUAUGGAACCUCUCGUCAUGUGACGCUUUGAAGAUGCCCAUCAUCCAGGAUGCCCUGGCUGUUCUGACCAAUGCCGUGAUCAUCCCUCACUCGGGCUGGGACACCUCCCCUCAUACGCAAGAAGACCGAAAACUACAUCUCCACUCUUCCCAGGUCCUCCGCAAUGCCACCGGCUGCCUCCGGUCAGUCUCUCAACACAAUGUGAGUUCUGCAGGUGAGGAGGCCCGCAGGAGGAUGAGAGAGUGUGAGGGUCUGACGGAUGCUUUGCUGUAUGUCAUCCAGACUGCAUUGGGGAGCAGUGAGAUUGACAGCAAGACUGUAGAGAACUGUGUGUGCAUCCUGAGGAACCUUUCAUACCGUCUGGCUGCAGAGACAUCUCACAACCAACAAGGGGGAUCCGAGGAGCUUGACGGUCUGUUAUGUGACACUGGUGGCAAGGAUGCCGAGAGUUCGGGAUGCUGGGGAAAGAAGAAGAAGAAAAAGAAGGGACAUGACCAGUGGGACGGUGUGGGCCCAUUUCCAGACUUGGCAGAGCCCCCGAAAGGCAUUCAAAUGUUAUGGCAUCCCAGUAUUGUGAAGCCUUACCUUACCUUGCUGUCUGAAUGCUCCAACCCAGACACCCUUGAGGGAGCAGCUGGUGCUCUGCAAAACCUUGCUGCCGGAAGCUGGAAGUGGUCAGUCUAUAUCCGGGCUGCAGUGCGUAAGGAGAAGGGCCUUCCUAUCCUUGUGGAGUUAUUGAGGAUAGACAAUGAUAGAGUGGUUUGUGCCAUUGCCACCGCCUUGAGGAACAUGGCUCUAGACAUUAGAAACAAAGAGCUCAUUGGUAAAUAUGCUAUGAGGGACCUGGUACAUCGAUUGCCUGGUGGUACCAACAACAACAACAGCAGUAGUGGUGGAGGAAGUGGAAGUGGUGGUGCUAACAGUUGUGGUCUGAUGGGGAAGACCAUGUCAGACGACACUAUCACAGCUAUCUGCUGUGCUUUGCAUGAGGUCAUAACCAAAAACAUGGAGAACACCAAAGCCCUCAGGGAUGCUGGAGGCAUAGAGAAGCUCAUUGGUGUUGCCAGAAGCAAAGGAGACAAAAUUCCCAGACAUAGUCCCAAGGUUGUGAAAGCAGCGUCUCAAGUCCUCAACAGCAUGUGGCAAUACCGAGAUCUGCGCAGCCUUUACAAAAAGGAUGGCUAUUCCCAAUACCACUUUAUCGGCUCUUCUUCCACAAUAGAAAGGGACAGGCAGCGGCCUUAUUCUUCUUCUCGUACACCAUCCAUUUCUCCUGUUCGGACCUCGCCAAACAAUCGAUCAGCAAGUGCGCCAGCUUCGCCGAGGGAUAUGAUGGCGUUGAAGGAGAGAAAGGCCGACUAUGACCUUACUGGCAAUGCCACCUACCGUGGGAACAAGGGUGAACACACAUCCCGCAAGGACGCCACAAUGGGUCAACACUCCAGCGGUUCAUCAACUCUCCACAGAGGAGCGUAUGUGUCACCAACUGAUGAUCUGAAGUAUAAUCAGAUCUCAUCCCAAGGACUGCCUUCAGAGCCCUAUCCGCCUUUCCAAAAUCCUCCCCCAAAUGACAGCAACAACUAUGAGGACCAGGCCUUCUACGAGAACCAGGUUCAUGCAGGUGGGCGGCCUCCGCAAGGUGAACUCAACAUGCACUUGCAGGGCCUGAAGUCCACAGGAAACUAUGUAGACUUCUACUCAGCCUCUCGGCCGUACAGUGAGCUCAACUACGAGACGAGCCACUAUCCAGCCUCUCCUGACUCCUGGGUCUGAGGGGAGAGGGGAGGCGAGAAGAAGGAAGAAUAGACUAAAAAAUCAAUUAGGAAAGAUACCCAAACUCCCUGUUCUUUAGUUCCUAAGUAGCAUCAUAGGUAGCAAGACAUCUAAGUGCAAGAUCAGGGACCAAGAGAGGACGCAUAUGAAGGAAAUGGAACGGACACUAAACUUUUCCAGAGACUUUAAGAGGAGGAGGAGCUCGAGGAAGCAAAGAAGGCAGCAGAAAAGAGGCCUUGCAUGUGCAUGCACACCACCAACAAAUCUGACAGACAUUUUCUUUCUGUUUAGUUUGUGACCAAACUGGUAGAUUGAAAGCUCAAGGCGUGUUGCGAUUGGAGGCCAUCGGAAUAAGAAUGUGGGUAGGGAAAAUAUGAAUAAUGAGUCACAGCAGAUCGAAAAAGUGGUAAAUAUUUAGAUUUGAAAGUGUGGGAGUAAAGAGUGAAAAUGGAAAAGCAUGAAAUGUGGUAUUUCUGAAAGCGCAUGGAAGGUGUCACAGGUACCUGGGAGAAACAAUUUGUACAUAUGUGAUAUAGUUACAUGGCUUUUAGCAAUGUGUGAAGCACAAGAAGCAGAACUGUAGGACAUGUAGGACAUCGGAUACACAAACUUUGUUUCUCUCUGUGGCUUCAGCGUGACGUAUCCUCCUCCGGGCAAAGACUGCUUUUGGACGUUGUCAUUUGUAACAGUCUCUUUUUUUUUCUUUUUGUGUUUCUACUUUCUAAAUUCUUGGUUGUAUAGUAUUUGGUGUAUACUGUACAUUUACUGGCGAUUCAUUGUGUAUUUGUACAUUGCAGUAUUAACUGCGUCAGGCCUGCACCACAUUGGCCAAACUCACCUCUUCACUAUCUUGUUACUAUACACGCACAAACACGAGACACGUCAUCAGCUUAGCUCUACAACACACAGUAAAAAUGCCUAUAAAAGCAUACAUUACAUUGGGUCACAGUGCUCCAUUGACUGCCUUAUACAAAAACGGUACAGUAGGAUAUAGUCAACAUUCAUGCUGUGGUUUGUUUUUAAUGUAAAUAAAGCACUACUGGAAAAUACAGUAUUGCCAACCCUCCAAUUAUAGCCUGGCCAAAUUUUGAAUUAAAGUGUAAAUACAGUAAGAUGUUAUGUAAGCAAUAUGGAUUUUUUUUUUCAAUGUAUUUGUUACUUUUUUUUUUUAAUGGCUAAUUACAUUGGCGACAAAGAUCCCUCACACUAUUUUUUAUAAUUGUGUGUCAUUUCAUUGUCGAAGAGUUAACACGUUCAGCGUUCCCACAUUCCAAGGGCGUAGGUUUGAUCUAAAUAUUGGUAGUGAUGAUAACCCUAAUCUUAACAAAAAUACAAAUGGAGCCUUCCUUCAAGUAAAACACUGCUGCUUUUGUCCACAAGCACAAGCACAGCCAAACUCAUCAAAAAAUGAAAGCUCCUUUGGGCUGCUUCAAGACCAUAUAAACAAAAUAAAAAUGAAAACCGGGGAGAAGGGAGUAAAGGUUGGCUCACUACAUUUCUUCCAGUUUAAUUAACAUUAACACAAGAAAACAUACAGGAUGAUUUUUCUCAAAGCAGCUUGCUCCUAGAGGUCGAGAAAUAUAGAUUAAUGUUAUGCUAACUCGGAUGCAGGUCGGACUUACAGGAGCAAAAUUAGUGGUGCGUUCCCCACCUCCACAACAUUAACGUCUUUUUACGAGUUAAUUACAGCUUUAAAAAAUUGUAAUUAAUCGCAAUUCAAACCAUCUAUAAAAUAUGCCAUAUUUUUCGGUAAAUUAUUGUUGCAAUGGAAAGAUAAAACACAAGACGGAUAUAUACAUUCAACAUACGGUACAGAAAUACUGUAUUUGUUUAUUAUAACAAUAAAUCAACAAGAUGGCAUUAACACUAUUAACAUUCUGUUAAAGCGAUCCAUGGAUAGAAAGACUUGUAGUUCUAAAAGAUAAAUGUUUGUACAAGUUAUAGAAAUUUUAUAUUAAAACCCCUCUUAAUGUUUUCGUUUUAAUAAAAUUUGUAAAACUUUCAAUUAAAAAAAUUAACUAGUAGCUCUCCAUUGUUGAUGUCAAUAAUUACACAAUGCUCAUGUGGUGCUGAAACCCAUAAAAUCAGUCGCACCCAAGCGCCAGCAGAGGGCGACAAAACACCAAAAAAACACAACAAGUGGACAUUACACUGUGCUGUCAUUGUAAUCUGUUUGAGCGGGGCAUGUGCGUUAAAUGCGUCAAAUAUUUUAAUGUGAUUAAUUUAAAAAAUUAAUUACCACCCUUUAACGCGAUAAUUUUAACAGCCCUACUUUUUACAUUACUUACACUGGCGGAAAACACUUAUAAUAUCCGUCGUCUUCAAAGGGGGCGGAGGAGGCGGCAUGUUGUAUUUCUGUCAGGGCUGUGGAUGCAUGUGUGUUUGGGGGGGGGGGGGGGAGAGACAGGUCAUCAGCCAAUCAAACGUGUUUGAGGGGAAAAUAUUCAGCAAAUGAAAAGGGGUCAAUGUAAAUAUAAAUAUAAUGAAUGUACUGUAAUUCACUUAAUAAUGUCGGGGUCAAUUCUAUCCUUGCAACAUAUGGGAAGACAAUCUAAAUUACCGAUAUACUGUACCUGAAGCAUUGUAUAAUGCAAAUAAGGUUGCUUAAAAGUUGGUGGGGACAAUUUCAGCAUUCUGAAAAAAUGCUAGUGUUAUGUCCCUACCGUCCCUGUGCAAAUCUACGCCCUUGCCACAUUCCAUUCACUUUAACUCAAAUCCCUCACAAUCACAAUAUUUCAAUCGUUUUGUUACUUUCAUGUGUCAUUCCAUAGUACAAGAUUUAACACAUUCAAUUUUCCUGCAUUUCAUUCACUUAAACUCCAAAUAUGGUCAGGCUAUGAAGAAUUACGGACCUAAAUGUAUAUGAUCGAGACAGAGACAUCCUAUAUUGCUUUAUGAAAAAUUAACAGUGGUUUCUUUAUUUUAGCUGCUACGACCUCAUUUUCUCUUUACAAUAAUGACACAUCAAUACGGCUUUAAUUUAGCCACAUGCAACUCAUUGAUUUUAUCAUGAAAAAUAUAUGUGAGAAAAUAUGUCAUGUAUUCAAUUACAGGAUGGCAAAUAUUUUAUGAUAAGCCUGAAAAAGGUGUUAGUAUUAUUCGAAAGCUAGAUAUACUUUAUAAAUAUACUAUAUAUAAUUGAUUUCAAGAGGAAGAAGUCAGACUGGAAAACGUAAAAGAACCAAAAUGGCCGUGCUACAAUGUGUUAUGGAUAAGCAGAUCAAAGUAACGCAUAAUCCCAUAGAAACAUUGUUAUCCAUUCACCUACUGUAUUUUAUUUCAAUUGAUCACUCCAUAAACAUCACAGCCAGUGAGCCCUUCACUGGAGUCACAAAUGUGUACAUAAUAGUGCCAAACAAGGUUUAUGCCACUCCCUUCCCCAACUCCGGAGGGUUCGGAACCCAUUUGUCAUUUUAUCUUUGCCAGUAUGUAAAUGCUUUUUUUUCUGUAUGAUUGAAUUUUUUUUUUUUUUUUUUUUCUAAAUUGUGUUCUACUGACAUGAAAGUUGUGUAACUGCACCGGGACCAGAGAGAAGUACAAAAAAGAAAAACAUUUUUAAAAAACAAAAAAAAAAUCAAACGAAACAAUUGCAUUAAAACAAAGAUAAGACAACUGUACAUUUUUUCCCUGUGAUUUAAAAUAAUCAAUGUUUGAAGUCUGAUAAAACUUUUUUGAGAAAUGAGCAAUUACUUCAUAGUAGACUAUUAAUAGAGUACUGUUAAUAGAGUAUGAAUAUAUAUUAUAUAAAUAUACUUUUUAAUGUGCAGACGUGAAUGUCACAGCGGCAACGUUAUGGAAAAAGACUUCAUCGUAGGAUGUUCACAUUUUACUUUUCUGGUCAACACACUGAAUUGUCGACUAUUGUGUGCUAAUGUUGCCAUGUGGAGUAGUUUAGAUCAAGGCUUGCGGAUCCAUGUUGUCACUCAAAACAUGAUUCCAGAAAACUGUAUUAUCAGAUGAGUGCUCCGAUAAAUCAAAUAAUGACAAAUCUGAAUUUGUUCCCUCCCUCAAAACACAAUUGGAUUGAUUAGUAGCAUUAGCCUAAAAUGAGUGCACAGAUAUGUUGUUACAAAUUUAGCUGAAACAAAAAAAAGUUUUAAUUUUUUUUUUUUUUUUUUUUUAAUCGACAAAAUUGUACAACCUGAUAAAAGUUUUGUUUCCCCCUGUUAUGUUUUUGCAAGGCCCUUGGAAAAGACUGGAUUUUCUGGCAGACUCUUGACGUUGUAUUAUGUCAUUGUGAUCCCGUGGCAGUAAAAUCAGCAGUAAGGACUUUGUAGAGGUAUGACAUAGGUGAUGUCCAAAUCAAUCAUGUUUUAAAAACAAACUUGUGAAUCUUUAUAUGCCUCAAAUUGAUUGCAACUGCUCCAAAAUAUAAACGGUCCACUGAAAAGGAAACUGGGAGUUGUUGUUUUGUGCCAAAUCUGAUUUCACUGUUGCAUUUUUGUUCUGUUUUGUGUGUUGCUUUGCUUUGCUUUUUCAGCUGCUGAGACAUGGAGAACAUAGACAAAGGAAUGGGAGUUUGGUGCACUACCAUUGUUGUUGUUCAUGUUAUAAUAAUAAUACAUUUAAUUUAUAGAGCUCUUUUACCAAUGCUCAAAGACGCUUUACUGUUGAAACAACGAAAAGGCUCACACAACGUGAGCAGUACAAAACAAUAGAGAAAAGAAUUAUAUAUGAACUCAUUUGCUCCCAAAAACGUAUAAAUAUGUUCUAUUCUUAAUUGCUUCAGUGUCCCAAAAACGUAUUUAUACGUCUUUUGCGUUUUUUUUUUUUUUAUUGUUUUUUUUAACAAUAGGCAUCGAGAGGUUCCCAUGUAUCUAAGAUACAAUGCACAAAGCUCAAAACCCAUUUUAAAGCAAUAAAACUGGCCACUGGAGGGCAGUAGCACAUUUGGUAAGACCCCCAACCCGAUUCAACCAGUGCAGCGUUGAGUCCUUGCUGCUCGCCGAGCAGAGUCCGCGCCGCUGUGCUCGCCACUAGCGUCCCCCGCACCCUCCAGUGUCCCGCACGGAAACGCGCACUGCCAAACCAGUUCCCCCCCAGGGACACAAGUUCCCCAGGCGAACGAGGCAGUGGUCACCACAAAAGAAAGACUAAAAAAAAAAUCCAUCUUUACGAGACAGGCGGUGACCAGGGAAAAGUUUAACCCCCUGUCGCGGCCACCACGGCGUCAUCUCUCAGUUAGUUAUGUGUAAACAAAUUGUUACUUUGCUAUCAGAAGCUCUAUUUGGUCUAGUGGUUUGUGUUAUUUUGUAAAAGGAAAACAUCAUUCAGAUGUUUGGGAUGUAACUAAAGCAAAAAAUAGCUGUGUUAAAGUGAAAGUUAUGUUUGAAAUGUAUGCGUUUACAAAAAGCUCAUUUUCUCCGUUUUUUCAUCAGAAAUUGGAAAAUUGCUCAAACUAAGCUAUUUUCUAAUGCUGAUUUCUAAAGAAUGGAAAAAGAUAUGAACUUACUUUUUUUUCUGCUGAAAGAAGAGAGUCUAAACUUUCUUUUGGCGGGUUCCAUGUUUAUUAAGGGUCUAACGGUACAUGUAUUUGUAUUGAACCGUUUCGGUACGUGGUGCUCGGUUGGGAACGGAGGCAUACCGAACGAGUUUCUGACGUAAUAUAACCCUUACUUUUCGAGGCUGUGGGUCGAUCGGGUUAAAGUUUCUUAGUGUAGAUUAUAUUUACUCCGUCUUCUCUACUAUAAUGAGGACCAACACGGUAGGACAGAAUAACCCAGAAACGUCAACGGCGUGACAACGUGGCCGCCGCGAGAACGCAGUGAAACGCGGGCAUUAAAGUCAAUCAGCCAAUGCACACCAGUCGCAGUGCGGCCGCGUGUUAGACGCAUCCCAGAAGCGGUUCAACACGACGCACGCGAAAAGAACGGCAGAGUUUAUUAUUUGACGCGAGACGCGACCCUCCUGCGUCAAUACUACUACCGGUAGCUAGGAUCGGGCAGACUGGAAGUCACAUGUGUAAAAAUACGGUGGAUCCAGUCGAUUUUCAAACUAAUAUGCAAUCGUAACCCACUUUUUUGAGUCCAUAAGAUCUCUUGAGUGGUAGAUCGGGGCACAGUUGACUUGUCUUUGUUGAUUUUCUACUGUCUUCUCGGCUAUAAUAAUAACCAACACAGCCCUGUGUUCAAUACAAAACCCUCCUACCACAACAAAACAAGUAGGAACUCAUAUUCACAUAGGAACUAAAGUUAUACAACAUAAAAUAUACAAUAUAAAUGAAUCCUACAUCACAUUUGUAAAAUAUAAACACACCAAAUAAAUAAUAGCCCAUUAAAAUAAAAUACAUUGAAAUGAGCUAAAACACCUGUAAUUAAAUAAUAAGAAUAAUACACACAUCCUGCUUGCUCAAUUAAAUUUAUUUCUGUGUGGCGCUUUAACUUGAGAAAAUCCACCAAUAAAGCUUUUGAAAACCGUUCAUAAGGGAAAAAAAUAAUUCAUUGAGGCAUUUCAUUUGUAAAAUACAUGUUAAAAUCUUUGUCAUUGGGAUUACUUUUCUCUUUAGCACAGGACUUCUUUUUUCUUCCUUUCAGAAAGAAAGCUGACCAAUAAAUCUGAAAGGCAAAUUGUUGUUGGAUUAUCUUUAAAUACCCGCUACUUUUUGAGCAGAAUUCUAGCUUUGUAUAGGCUAAUGUUCCUAUUGUUGAAAGCACAAGGGUGUGUAAUAAACAACUAGCACAUUUAUAUUUUGCAUUUUGUUUUCUUACUGUACCAAAAAUGAACCAAACCGUGACAUCAAAACCGAGGUACGUACCGAACCGAGAUUUUUGUGUACCGUUACACCCCUAAUGUUUAUGUAACAAUAAAACAGAAUUUUCUGUGGGCCUUGCAAAAUCAGUCAAAAUCCAGUAAAACGGCCGGGAGCGAAGGGCCUUGCUCCGGUGAAAAUGGCUGGGAGUGAAUGAGUUAAAAGCCUAUUUAAAAAGGAGAGUCUUUUACAAUUUUUUGAAAGUAGGAAGAUCUGAACAGGUGCGGAUGGGUUUAGGGAGUGAGGUCCAAAGGGAAGGGGCAACAAUGGAGAAGUCUCUGUCCCCCCAAGUAUGGUGUGUUAAUUGUGGGGGAAUGCGAGAAUGUUUCCAUUACAUGAGCGGAGGUGACGGGAGGGGUUGUGGGGACAGAGAAGCUCUGUGAGGUAAGGAGCGGCCAGGUUAUUGAGUGCUUUGUAUGUGAGAAGGAUGAUUUUGAACUGUAUCCUGUGUGAGAUGGGAAGUCAGUGUAGUUUGUGGAGGACGGGGGUAAUGUGAUUCCUAUAGGGGGAACGGGUGAGGAGGCUUGCAGCAGAGUUCUGGAUAUUUUGUAGUUUAUUAAGGAGUUUGGAUGGAGAACCAAAAGAAUGCUGUUACAGUAGUCAAGUCUGGAGGUGAUGAGCGCAUGGAUGAGGGUUUCAGCAGAAGAGAAGGUGAGGGAGGGGCGAAGACGGGUUAUGUUCUUGAGGUGGAAGGAGGCAGUUCUGGUGAUGUGGUCGAUGUGCUGGUCGAAUCUUAGUUUACUGUCAAAAAUGAUACCAAGGUUGCGGGAAUGAGGCAGGGUGCAGGCUGUCUUUGAUGUGAGCUGCAGGGUCAAUGAUGAUUAUUUCCGAUUUGUUACUGUUAAAUUGAAGGUAAUUUGCUUGCACCCAGGAUUUUAUUUCACUGAGGCAGUUCUGAAGUGUGGAUUCGGUGCUGUGCGAGAUGGUUUUUGUGGAAAUGUAAAUUUGGAUGUCGUCAGUGUAGCAGUGAAACUGGAGUCCAAAUUUACGGAUGCUGACCAAGGGGGAGGAUGUAAAGAAUGAAGAGGAGGGAACCAAGAACUGAACCUUGGGGGACACCUCGUGGUAGGGGAACAUAAGGGAGGUGCAGUUGUUGAUGCUGUUGAAUUGUUGUCGGUCAGUGAGGUAGGAGCAGGACCAGGAAAGUGCAGUGCCAGUUAUAUGUAGAGAUUCUAAUCGGGAGAGCAGGACUGUAUAGUUAAUUGUAUCAAAAGCAGCAGUGAAGUCCAGGAGGAUGAGGUUGGUGAGAUAUCCAGAGUCCAAGGAGAGGAGAAUAUUGUUGGUUACUUUGAGAAGGGCUGUUUCGGUGCUGUGCAGUGAGCGGAAGCCAGAUUGAAAAUGUUGUGUUGUUUAUUCAAAGAGUGCAAUGGGACAGAAAGUGUUUUGGGGGGGACAAAGAGAAAGAAAGAACAGAUGAACAGAACCUAUCUAAAUACAAGUGGCAUUGCUUUAGAGGAUACCUAGUAACCGAAGAGAGGAAGAGGGAAUAUUAGCACUGAUAAAAAGUGUAUAUGUACGGGUUAGUGUGCAAACAAUGUUUGUAAUGUGUAGUGGGAAAUCUAUGUGUAUCAAUCAACAUCCUACAAUAUGUUCCGUGGUACCUAGUCAUGCGUUUGCCCUCUCUAACGCGUAUGUUAGUCAUACAGAGAGUGUGACUGUUGCGCGGGAGCUGACGGGCAAGCUAGACACCAGCCCUGCAACCACAGCCAUAUCCAGUGGAGU
Molecule: messenger RNA, 12708 nt
Organism: Corythoichthys intestinalis (scribbled pipefish)
Lineage: Eukaryota; Metazoa; Chordata; Actinopteri; Syngnathiformes; Syngnathidae
Gene: ctnnd2b
Product: catenin (cadherin-associated protein), delta 2b
Exons: 25
Coding region: 486-4238 (1250 amino acids)
Biological process (GO): cell-cell junction assembly; cell-cell adhesion; dendritic spine morphogenesis
Cellular component (GO): plasma membrane; adherens junction; postsynaptic density
Molecular function (GO): cadherin binding
Source: RefSeq, a predicted model, not a curated record